Messenger RNA from Schistosoma mattheei, 4592 nucleotides. The record is from the annotation of a GenBank genome assembly. NCBI's taxonomy places the organism in Eukaryota, Metazoa, Platyhelminthes, Trematoda, Strigeidida, Schistosomatidae.
GAUCUGCCUGCCUGAGUUGGUAUCUGCUGUUGCUUGUAGAAUACACUUUCUACGCCUUACCAAGACUUCUUGAUCGAGUUAGCUGAGUCGAAGACAACGGACCAGAAUAGUCUAUUGAGUCUCUGAAUCCUGAGCCUUCGUUCCGUUCCGAAUAAGUCGAAUCAGUAGUAUCCUCAAGGUUAACCAAACCUAACAAUUUGGCGACGGUGGUUUUGGAAACAUGGAUCCUUCUAAACUUGAAUUAUUACUCGAGCAGCAGAUGAAACUUAUUCAAAUGUUAGCAGAUGCAAAGCUUACGUCUAAUACUCAACCAAGUAGUUCUAAUCCUACUACUACUGCACCAUCAGUUGAUGGUAUCGCUAACAGUAUCUCCGAGUUUCAUUACGAUCCAGAAUCCAAUGUCACGUUUGAUAUGUGGUUUCGACGUUACGAAGACUUAUUCAAAUUCGACUUUGCUAAUCAGGAUGAUGCUUGGAAGGUCCGCUUGCUGCUUCGAAAGUUGGGUCCUAGUGAACUAGACAGGUAUUGCAACCUAAUUCUGCCUCUAAACCCACGCGAUCGUUCAUUCUCCGACACUAUUCAGUCAUUGAGCCAACAAUUCGGAGACAACUCCUCACUAUUCAAUGCGCGUUAUCGAUGCUUGAAGCUCACUAUGAACGAAGAUGCUGAUUUUCUCACACAUGUGGGUAUCGUUAACCGAGAAUGUGAACGUUUCCGGUUGAAGUCGCUUACUGAAGACCAAUUUAAAGCACUCAUUCUCAUCUGCAGCCUUCAAUCACAGAAGUUCAAUGACAUUAGAACACGUUUGCUAAGUCGAUUGGACCAAGACCCAAAACUAACUCUUAAUGAUAUUGCAAACGAAUAUCAACGUCUAAUCAAUCUACAGCGUGACACUACAAUGGUCCAGCGUGGUGGUUCAGAUCGUGCUGAAGUUCAUGUAGUCCAACAACCACGCAACUCGCAUAAAUCUGCCCCAGCAACAUCUAGUUCAGGUCAAAAGACAAAAACAAAUCCUCCUGCCCCAUGCUGGCACUGCGGUGCAUGGCAUUUUGUUCGAUACUGUCCAUAUAAGCAACAUCGGUGCAGGAAAUGUAAUGCGGUGGGUCAUAAAGAUGGUUUUUGUCGAAAAAAGAAGCUAAGCAACUCCAAAGAUACCAGAAAACCUACUCCUAGAUCCAACACGAAUUCGUUGAGUCUAAUAGCAAGCUGUGAGAACUCAACCCCAGUUGAGAGAAAAUUUAUUACCCUUAAUAUUAAUGGGCACCCGAUUAGAUUGCAAAUAGACACUGCAUCUGAUGUAACAAUUCUCUCACGAAAAUAUUGGAUCAGAAUGGGAAGACCACGCCUGGUGCCAACAACACAAAAACCGCGAACCGCAUGUGGUAAUUACCUACGUUUGUUGGGACAACUAGAUUGUAAAGUGUCUUUUCACGAUUCGACGUUUACCGGUGUAUGUUACAUCACACCAGCUGAUCUUAAUCUACUUGGGUUAGACUGGUUUGACCGGCUACAUUUAGCUGACGUUCCUUUAAGCACCGUAUGCCAUCUGGUGAAACAACCUCAUGAACCUGAAGCAUAUUCGAAAGAACUAAUGACGGAGUUUUCAACCAUUUUCCAACCUGUAUUGGGUCAGUGCACUGCUAUGAAAGCAACACUUCGGUUGAAACCUGGAGCUAAACCUGUCUUUCGUCCAAAGAGACCAGUGCCGUACGCAGCAUUAUCGAAAGUUGACGAAGAACUUAACCGCCUUCAACUACAGGGAGUUAUUACACCUGUUUCUUAUUCUGCCUGGGCAGCACCCAUUGUGGUUAUUAAGAAGGCUAAUGGCACAAUCCGAAUAUGCGCAGAUUUUUCCACAGGUCUUAACGCAGCUCUCGAACAGCAUCACUACCCACUGCCAGUCCCUGCAGAUUUGUUCACGAUGUUAAAUGGUGGGAAGUUUUUUGCAAAGCUGGACCUCGCUGAUGCCUAUCUACAAGUGGAAGUGGCUGAAGAUUCGAGAGAGUUACUUACCAUAAAUACUCAUCGUGGCUUGUUUCAGUACAAUCGCCUACCAUUUGGUGUUAAAACAGCUCCAUCUAUUUUUCAGCAACUAAUGGAUACCAUUCUAUCGGGUAUCCCGGGGGUCGCAACUUAUCUCGAUGAUAUCUUAAUUGUUGCCACAUCGUUAGAACAGCUUAGAGAACGAACGAAAGCUGUACUACAACGCAUCAGCGAUAACGGAUUCCGAUUACGCCCAGAAAAAUGCCAGUUUUCUUGAAGUCAGUAAAAUACUUGGGAUUCAUUUUGAUGCUGCAGGUCGCAGACCAGAUCCUGAAAACAUCCGAGCUAUAAAACAGAUGCCGACUCCCACUAAUAUCUCUGAGCUACGAUCAUUCCUGGGACUAAUUAGCUACUAUUCAGCUUUUGUUCCGUCGAUGCAUGACAUACGCGCCCCGCUAAACCAUCUUCUGAAUAAAAAUACCAGCUGGAACUGGACAAAAGAAUGUGAAGCUGCAUUUUGCAAGCUGAAAACGAUCAUAAGCUCUGAACUAUUACUGACGCACUACGAUCCGUCAAUGCCCAUCAUUGUCGCUGCAGACGCUUCAGCUUUUGGACUCGGUGCUGUCAUUUCACACCAGUUCCCGGACGCAACAGAGAAAGCUAUUAUGCAUGCAUCUCGCACAUUAACUUCAGCGGAAAGAAAGUACAGUCAAAUAGAAAAAGAGGCUCUGGCCCUUGUGUUUGCAGUACGCCGUUUCCACAAAUUCUUGUACGGUCGAAGAUUCACUCUUCUCACUGAUCACAAGCCUCUUCUCACAAUUUUCGGUUCGAAAUCUGGUGUUCCAGCCCAUUCUGCAAACCGUCUCCAACGAUGGGCUUUGAUACUUCUGGGUUAUGAUUUUGACAUUCAGUAUCGGCGCACACAACAGUUUGGUCAGGCUGACGCCUUGUCACGGCUUAUCAGCGAACACUCCACGGUCGACGAAGAUGUAGUUAUUGCCUCCCUAAUGACAGAGGACUACGCGCAGUGUUACCUGACAACCGCUAUUCGUGCUUUGCCAGUCUCAGCAUCUGAAAUACAAUCUGCAUCCAAGAAUGACUCCAUUAUAAAGAGAGCGAUGAAAUACGUCACCAAUGGCUGGCCGCCGACGGGACUCGAUGGUGACUUGAAGCAGCUUUACCACCGUCGGGACUCAUUAUGUGUCGUAAACGAAUGCUUGAUGUUUGGAGAUAGAGUAGUGGUGCCCGAAUCCCUAAGAUCAAAGGUGCUAAAGCAAUUCCACACUGGUCAUCCUGGUAUAAAACGAAUGAAAUCCAUCUCCAGAAGCUAUGCUUAUUGGCCCCUCAUGGAUCAACAUAUCGUGGAUUUAGUAAGCAAGUGCACACAAUGUCAGCAAGCAGCUAAGUGUAACGCGAAAAUACUACCAGUCCCAUGGCCCCAGCCUGAGUAUCCCUGGUCCAGGAUACAUGUCGAUUUCGCAGGCCCAAUUAAUGGAAUCACCUAUCUAGUCGUUGUUGACGCCUUUUCGAAAUGGCCAGAAAUUGUUCCCGUUAUGCCACCAACGACAACCCAAACGAUGCAACUUUUGACAGAGAUGUUCUCUCGCAAUGGGUUACCGGAUAUAAUCGUUUCCGACAACGGUUCGCAAUUCACCUCAAGUCAAUUUCAAGAAUUUUGCAAACGCCUAUCUAUCAAGCAUUUCCGCUCUCCACCUUACCACCCACAGUCAAAUGGUCAGGCAGAAAGAUUUGUGGAUACAUUCAAGAGAGCUCUAAUGAAGUCGAAAGGGGAGGGGACGACAGUAGAAACACUGCAGAAUUUCUUGUUUGUUUACCGAACAACACCUAGUGAUAUGCUACCACAGCAGAAGUCCCCGGCAGAAAUCCUGAUGGGAAGGAAAUUGAGGACGAUCCAUAGUCUGAUGUGCCCAAGAACCACACCACCACCAUCUCAGACCAAAUCUCAGAAGCUUCCAGCGUACGAGGUCGGAUGCCCGGUGUUUGCUCGAGACUACAGAGCAAAUCAUGGUCCUUGGAUCGAAGCACGUGUGGUCGGAAGACUAGGCCAUGUUAUGUACGAGGUAAAGGUGGGAAGAGAUACGUGGACUAGACACCGAAAUCAACUACGGAAGCGGAUAGCCUCGGACCGCCCAUCAAAAGGAGAAAAUCUUCCCCUUGACAUCAUGCUUGAUACCUUCAACUUACCACCAGCCCCACCACGAGAAGAAGCUCAACAACAAGCUGAGCCCCGUCCCAGAAGGUGGCCUCUCCGUCAGCGGCGAACUACAGUCAAAAUGCAAGUUGACCCCAGAAAAGUACGCUAUUAAAAAGGGGAGGAGUGUUGGGGACGACAUAUCCCCAAAAUUCAUAUUUUGUAAUUUUGUCAUAUCGAUUAAAUGUUUAAAUAUUUGAAUGGCAGUCAGUUGAUGAACUUAUCGAUUGAAUUUUUAAAUAGCAUACAAUUGAUGACUCAUUAAUUAUUGUUUAAAAAUUUCCUAUGACAAAAUCGAUAUAUAUUUGUAUAAAUACGCUUGACUUGUAUGCUUGAUCUGAUCUGCCUGCCUGAGUUGGUAUCUGCUGUUGCUUGUAGAAUACACUUUCUACGCCUU